AUGCAACCAAUGUAUUGCCAAUCUCCCAAAUAAUCUAUUAAGAAAGAUUCUUGUUUGCACCAAUUCUAAAAAUUACUCUCGGAAUCUCUCAAUCGCAAAUAAGCUCAACAAAAUAAAGAAAAUAAUAGAAGUAGUUUUUAAAUGAAGAGCUACAGCAAAUUACUCUCUCCUCCUCAUCACCCUAUUACCACUAAUAAUUAACUUAACUAAGACCUCAAAAAAACCCUUAAUAGAGUCAAAUUUAUGUUAGAUAAAGUCUCCUCAGAAAAUCUGGCCUUAAAAGCAGAAAAAAGAGAAUUAAUAUAACUACUCUAAGAGAAAAACUAAUUGAUAGAAAAGUUAGAAUAAAAUAAAUCAAUUAUUAUUCAACAUUGCUGA
Paramecium octaurelia is the source of this 378-nucleotide messenger RNA. NCBI's taxonomy places the organism in Eukaryota, Ciliophora, Oligohymenophorea, Peniculida, Parameciidae. The record is from the annotation of a GenBank genome assembly.